This is a messenger RNA of Neocloeon triangulifer, 2200 nucleotides long. Its product is annotated as organic cation transporter protein-like. The coding region runs from base 210 to 1847 and encodes 545 amino acids. The record is from RefSeq and is a predicted model, not a curated record. The transcript has 11 exons. Gene Ontology annotation, molecular function: transmembrane transporter activity. Lineage: Eukaryota; Metazoa; Arthropoda; Insecta; Ephemeroptera; Baetidae. Gene Ontology annotation, cellular component: membrane. Gene Ontology annotation, biological process: transmembrane transport.
UUGGAGAUAUCUUUUCUCUUUGGAGAUCAUUUUCACUUGAUAGUCUCCCAUAGAGGGCUGCUGCGCUUGUUGCUAGGUGUCCAUUCAGACCUUGACUUUGCUCAAUUUUCUCAUCAGUGCAUCCAGCUGAGCCCAACGACACGAUGAGAUUAAAACUUUGAAGAGUAGGACACUUAAUUAAACCUGAAAAAAUUAAAAAGAUUGUGAAAAUGGCGUACGACGAAUUACUGGAGCACCUCGGCGAAUUUGGCCGCUACCAGAAGCGAAUAUAUUUCCUACUUUGUUUGCCGGCAAUUACCUGCGCCUUCCACAGAUUGGUCACGAUAUUUCUUUUGUCAAAAGCGCCUCACAGAUGUUUGAUGCCAUUUGAGAGCUUGGAAAACGCGACCUUUUUAUUUCCACCGGACAGACCCAUCAACUUGAGCCUACCGUGGGAUUCAAGCUCAGAAACGUGGUCGCAAUGCCGGCGGCUGGACGCCAACUUCACCGACGAGUACUUCAAAAGUGGCGUUCCUUCCACCGAAACUGUCCAGUGCAAAAACUGGGUUUUUGACUACUCUAAGUACUCAUCAAGCGCCGUUUUUGAGUGGGAUCUGGUUUGUGACAAAUCAUGGAUGCGGUCAAUGGCCGACACAGUUUUCAUGCUAGGAAUCUUGAUUGGAGCCAUCCUUUUUGGUCAUUUAUCAGACAAGUACGGUCGGAAACCGAUUUUCUUCUUCUCGCUGGUCCUUCAGGUCGUUGGAGGAGUGACAGCAGGAUUCGCCCCUGAAUACUACACUUUCAUUUUUGCGCGACUUUGCAUAGGAAUUUCUACCUCCGGAGUUUAUCUUGUAGCUUACAUUAUAGGCAUGGAAAUGGUGAGUCCGUCUAAAAGGAUUUACGCUGGGGUCAUAAUGAACUAUUUUUUCACCGCUGGCUACAUUUUAACCGCAUUCGCCGCCUAUUUCAUCAAAGACUGGAGAACCUUGCAAAUCACUCUCUCCCUUCCUGGCCUUGCAUUUUUCCUCUACUGGUGGUAUGUUCCCGAGUCAGCACGAUGGCUCGUGGCUAAAGGACGAAAUGCGGAAGCAAAGCAAAUUUUGAAGAAGGCGGCCAUAGUGAACAAAAUCGAGCUCUCCGAUGGGUUGCUGCAGAAAUUUUUAACUUCUUCUGACGAUGAACCAGAAAAAGAUGGAAAUAACAAGAAUCCUGCAGCAAAAUCAGCUUCCUUGCUGGAUAUUGUAAAAUAUCCUAAUUUAAGAAAAAAAUCUCUAAUAAUAUUUUUUCUUUGGUUUGUAAAUAAUCUGUCCUAUUAUGGUCUAUCGUGGAAUGUUUCCAAUUUGGGUGGAAACGAUUAUCUCAACUUCCUGAUUUCGGGUCUAGUCGAAAUUCCCGCCUACACCUUCAUUCUGUUCGCCCUGAACCGAUAUGGCCGAAAAAUGACCCUUUGCGGUUCCAUGCUGGCAGGAAGCGUUGCUCUUUUAUCUUGCAUUUUCGUUCCUAAUGACAUGAGCUGGCUUUUAAUCACUUUUGCCAUGACUGGGAAAAUGGCAAUCACCGCGUCCUAUGGCGUUGUCUACAUUUUUUCGGCUGAGCAAUUCCCGACCGUCGUCCGAAAUGCGGCCAUGGGCAUAAGUUCGACUGCAGCUCGCGUCGGUGGAAUCAUUGCCGCUUUCAUUCACCAACUGGCAGACACGUGGAAGCCGCUUCCGUUGAUUGUGAUCGGCGCCUUAGCCCUUUCGGCAGGGCUGCUUUCUCUGCUGCUGCCAGAAACGUUGAACAGAAAGUUACCAGAGACGAUUGAGGACGGUGAAAAUUUUGGAAGGAGGAAGGCCAGGAGGAGGAGUUCGAUGUCGGGAGAAAAUUAAAAAAAAAAGAGAAUAAUACAAGACGAGGGCGCAUUUUAUAAUCAAAAAUUUAAAUAAAUACAUCAAUAAAUAAAACAAUUAUUUUUGAAAGUAUAAAAAAAAAAAUUAAAAAAAAAUUGUACUAGAACAGAACUUAAUCGAUUUUAAUAAGCAAAUAAUGUUUGUAUAAUUUGCGGCAAGUUUUGAAACAAUUAAAAAAUGAGAUACAAUUUUCUAAAACAAGAGAUUGCAGGUUUAAACAAAUUUACAAGAGUCAAAUCCAGUUUCACAAGAGAAAAAACAUUAAAUUUUAGACAAUUUCAAUUGAUACAAAACAUUGGUCUUUGGUCUUAUUUAAAUCAUUAGGGGCCAUA